AUGGCGGUGGGAUCGCGGGGUCGGCCUCGUCCCGCGAGCAAUGGUCGGCUGUCAGGCGCCGUGCUCGUGCUCAUGAGCUGCCUCGCCACGCUCUACACCGGCGGAAGGCUAUGGCGAGACGUGCAGGUGCAGAAGAAGCUGCUGCAGGAGGCAAAAGGCAUGGCAGCUGGAGGCCAGUCGAAACAAGACAAGAGCGCCAAGCCCCUCUCAGUCGAGGACAGCAUUCUCACACUCAAGCUCAGGGAACUGGAGAAGCGCCACGCCAUGCUCCAGGUCCAGAUGGCGGAGGCCAAGACACGUGGCUUCAUCUCAGCCGUCGGAUCUGCCACCCCAGACACCUCCGGAAGCGGAUCAAUGGACGCAGGGGGACAUGCAGGGGCGGUGGCAGGGGGAGAAGGGGCGGCAGGGGGUGGGGGAGGCGGGGCGAGAGCAGGAGCGAGGGGGAGUGGAGCGGGGGGGAGGGAGCGGUUGCUGGUGGCGGUGCUGGUGAGCACUGCGUUUGGGAACAGGCUGAGACGCGAGGCAAUUCGUAGCACUUGGAUGCCCACUGGCGCGGCUCUGAAGAAGCUUCAGGAUGAGAUGGGCGUGGUGCUGCGCUUUGCAGUGGGCCACAGUUUGAACCGCGGUGACUCUCUAGACCGAGCGAUGCUGGAGGAGAGAGACAAGUACAACGAUAUUGUGGUCAUGGAUGAGUACGAGGAGGUGGAGAAGAGUGGUGGGCGCAAGGUGAAGCACCUGUUUGAGUACGCUGUGAGGCACUGGGACGCGGAUUUCUACUUCAAGGUCAACGACGACGUCUAUCUCAGCACCAUGCAGCUGGUGUCGUUCCUACAGCGACUCAAGGACCGUUCAGGGCUCUAUAUGGGGUGCUUCAAGUCUGGUGUCGUGGUUACAGAGCCCAAUCAGCAGUGGUUUGAGCCAGAGUGGGCACGGUUUGGCGACGGCAAACAGUACUUCCAGCAUGCAGCAGCACCAGUCUAUGGACUCUCGCGUGACCUUGCCCUUUUCCUGGCCUUCAACGGGCCACUGCUGCAUGAGUAUGCGAACGAGGACAUAUCGGUAGGAUCGUGGAUGCUGGGUCUCACUGCCACUCACCACAACGACCACCGCCUCUGCUGUGCCAGCCCCCCCGAAGAGGACUGUGGGCGGAGGAGAGAGGAGAACAAGGGGUGUGUGGCAGUGUCUGACUGGCGCUGUGGUGGGCUGUGCGAGGCUGUGAAGAGGAUGAAUGAGGUGCACCACCACGAGCAUGAUCACCUGUUUAAGCUGCUGCUCGUGGGUGAUUCAGGCGUAGGCAAGAGUUGCUUGCUUUUAAGAUUCACCACCGACACUUUCGACGAUCUUUCGCCAACCAUCGGUGUGGACUUCAAACUCAAAUCAGUGACCGUCAACGGCAAGCGGAUCAAGCUAACAAUAUGGGACACAGCCGGUCAGGAGCGAUUCCGUACGCUCACAAGCUCGUACUACCGUGGAGCGCAGGGGAUUAUCCUGGUGUACGACGUGACGCGGCGAGACACGUUCACGAAUCUGUCGGACGUGUGGCUGAAGGAGAUCGACAUGUACUCCACCGUCUCGGACUGCGUGCUCAUGCUCGUCGGCAACAAGGUCGAUAAGGAGUCGGAGCGGCAAGUGGCGAAGGAGGAGGGCAUAGCGUUCGCACGACAGUACGGCUCGCUCUUUCUCGAGUGCUCCGCCAAGACACGUCUCAACGUGCAACAGUGCUUCUCCGAACUAGUACAGAAGAUCAUAGAGACGCCCUCCCUCGUGGCCCACAACACACACGCCACCAAAGUGCUGCGCAACUUGCAAGCAGAGUCCAACCCUGUCACCGACCCCAGUGGCAGCUGCGCAUGCUGA
Molecule: messenger RNA, 1857 nt
Organism: Closterium sp. Yama58-4
Lineage: Eukaryota; Viridiplantae; Streptophyta; Zygnematophyceae; Desmidiales; Closteriaceae
Source: the annotation of a GenBank genome assembly